ACUACGUCACGGCAGCUCAGACCAGGAACAAAGCAGAGUGGGCGGGGUUUGUUUUCAGAGCAGCCAGCACCAAACGCGUGUUACAAACAGACGCGGAAGCACAUUUUUAGAUACACAACUAUCGAGGAGCUGGUGUGAGAAGUAAAAGAGGAGCGACGUCAGACUAAGACGACUUAGACCAGGAUGUCCAAAGUGCGGCCCGGGGGCCAUGUGCGGCCCGCAGCGACUUGGUUCCAUUGAUGCAGCGUUGCUGGCGUGCUCUCAGCCCCUCAAGAGGUUCAUGGGAAAAUGCCGCAGAGGGGAAGGACCUGCGGGAAGAGGCUUCUCUUGGGCGGGAAAGGACUGUUCCGCGUUUAGCGACUUGGACUUUUAUCUGAGGUUCCGGCUGAGCAGGUAUAGCGAGGACGGGGCCAGGAUGCGAGUCUGAGCGCUGGCAGGGCCGUCGCUAUGCUGGUAGAGGUGAGGUCUCCUCCCUCCUCGUCAAUGAAACUUGACAUUUGUCCACCAUGCUGGACAACCCUGCCGCCUCCGUCCCUUACAUCACGCUGGAGCUGCUGAUCGCCAUCUUCUCCGUGUUGGGCAACGUGCUGGUGUGUUGGGCCGUGUUCCUCAACAGCAACCUGCAGAGCCACACCAACUUCUUCGUGGUCUCGCUCGCCGUGGCCGACAUCGCGGUGGGCGUCCUCGCCAUUCCAUUCGCCAUCGUCAUCAGCGUGGGCUUCUGCUCCAACUUCUACGGAUGCCUCUUCAUCGCCUGUUUUGUGCUCAUCCUCACCCAGAGCUCCAUCUUCAGCCUGCUGGCCAUCGCCAUGGAUCGAUACAUUGCCAUCAAGCUCCCGCUCAGGUACAACAGCCUGGUGACAGGCCAGAGGGCUCAGUGCAUCAUUGCCAUCUGCUGGUUUCUCUCCAUCGUCAUCGGCCUCACCCCCAUGAUGGGUUGGAACAAGAUCUCCCAGAAGGAAAACUCGAACUGUCCGCCGGGCCUGAUGAAGUGUCUCUUUGAGGACGUGGUGGCCAUGGAUUACAUGGUGUACUUUAACUUCUUUGCCUGCGUCUUGAUGCCCCUGCUGCUGAUGCUGGCCAUCUACGUGUGCAUCUUCAUGGCCGCCCGUCACCAGCUCAAACUCAUGGAGGUCAAGGCGGCUCACGGAGAGAAGUCGAGCUCCACCCUCCAGAAGGAGGUCCAAGCUGCCAAGUCUCUGGCCAUCAUAGUGGGACUGUUUGCUGUGUGUUGGCUGCCGUUACACAUCAUCAACUGCUUCACUCUCUUCUGUCCCGAGUGUCAGCGCCCUCCUCUCUGGAUCGUGUACGUGGCCAUCAUCCUGUCUCACGGCAACUCCGUGGUCAACCCGUUCAUCUACGCCUACCGCAUCAGGGAAUUCCGCCAAACCUUCCGGAAAAUCAUCCUCCGCCACAUCUUGGGCCGGCAGGAGGUGAUGGAACGACGCGGAAGCAAGCGCAACUCUCUUCACAGCAGCGUCACCGACUCCAUCCGACUCAAGGCCAACGGCCUCAGGUUGGACCUUUUCCCCCAGCAGGGGAGCAGCAGUAGCAACGUCUCCCAAAGCUCCUCUGGCUGCACUACUCACGUGUCCCCUGUAGGGGGAGACCUGUUGACAGUAGACCCAAUGCCUCAUCCUGUAUCUCAAGCAGAAGCCAUUAGACCGACUGCAGUCGCCACCUGUCAUCAUCUGCAGUGUUUAAUGGGACCAAAAGGUGUGGAGGAACAGGAACCACAGAAGCAGAGCACCGCCUAAGCAGAACCACAGCUAACCGGCACAACAGGGAGAGCAGCUCACGCACACACACACACACACACACACACACACACACACACACACACACACACACACACACACACACACACACACACACACACACACACACACUCUUGUAUUUCUGACCUUCUUGAGACCGCCGAAAAAUGCCUACCUCUUUAGG
Nerophis lumbriciformis (worm pipefish) is the source of this 1941-nucleotide messenger RNA. NCBI's taxonomy places the organism in Eukaryota, Metazoa, Chordata, Actinopteri, Syngnathiformes, Syngnathidae. The record is from RefSeq and is a predicted model, not a curated record.